Molecule: messenger RNA, 6579 nt
Organism: Macrobrachium nipponense
Lineage: Eukaryota; Metazoa; Arthropoda; Malacostraca; Decapoda; Palaemonidae
Product: cyclin-dependent kinase inhibitor 1B-like
Exons: 2
Coding region: 263-1132 (289 amino acids)
Biological process (GO): regulation of cell cycle
Cellular component (GO): nucleus
Molecular function (GO): cyclin-dependent protein serine/threonine kinase inhibitor activity
Source: RefSeq, a predicted model, not a curated record
UCAGCGUCAGCGAGAGAAGCUCAGUUGUGCGAGCGCGGCCGAGAGGAGAGGGGUCGGUAUGGGAGCUUGCGGGUAACGCUAAUGUACAGUACUUGGCCGCGUCGACGAUUACGUGCAAUUUUUGUGCUUCGAGGAGAGUACGAAAACGAGGAGCUAUACAGUGAAUGUGUGUGAUUGUGGUUUCUUUGUUGUGGGUGCUUCGUUGUCGGAUAAUUGUCUUGGCCGUGAAAAACAUCACAAAAAAUCGGGAUCACCAACUUCGAUGCGGGAGUUGUGUAUCGAAGACAUAGCCAUGAGCACAAGGGUGGCGCUGCCGAUGUUUUUGGGCUGCAGAAUGUCGGAGCUAAGACGACACCUCGUCCCGAGCCCGACACCAAGUCAGGACCACUCGGCUCAAGAGGCUCAGGUCCGGAGAAAUCUAUUUGGACCCAUAGACCACGAGGAGAACCUCAAAUUCGUCCAAGACGAGCUCGCCAAGAUCGCUCAGUGCGACCGGCAGAAGUGGAACUAUGAUUUCGAGACUGACAGGCCCCUGGAGGGACGUUUCCAUUGGGAGCCCGUGAAGGAAGGGGUUCCUCAAGCCUACGAAAUGCCAAGACUCGAUUACUUGAGCACGAAAGCAAUCACAGCCACCACCAGCACCUCAGUCACAACCAUCUCCUCUUCUUCCUCCUCCUCCUCUAACAACACUAGUGUGUCGUCACCCAGUGUGUCUAGUGUACCUGAGUGUUCAACCCCAACAAUAAAAACAUCACCUGCAACACCCAAAAAUACAGUAACCUCCUCCUCCUCUCCAACAACCCAAACCUCUGAAAAACCCACCUUCACCAAAACCUCAACUCACAAUCAACCUAGUUGUAGCUCAGACAGCCAAUCCAGUAGUGAAAUCGUAGUGGUUAAAUCUAAUAAGUGUAAUAAUACCAGAGGCGUCAAGAGAACUCUUAGCUCCGUUAGAAAUAGCAGAUCGAAAUCGGCCAAGACUUCCCCUUCGUCGUCCGCAUCACCUGGUGCCACGUCUUCGCAACCCAAAGUUACUGCUUUCAUGAGAAUCAAGAAGAGAGCGGCCCCCACCAAAAGGGACGACGACCAGCCUCCGGCUUUGGUCAAGAGACCCAAAACCACCACUUCAUAACCCCCUGCGAGGAACCAUCCAGACGAUGCCGCCCUUGGAAACGCCCCCCUCAUCCCCACGAGCUCCCAUCCCACCACCAGAAGCGAGGGAGCGAACACUGCCGCCGCCGCCCCCAUCUGCAGAAUGGAAAGCAAGACGGCUGCUGCCACGGGCGCGGGGUCGGGAGGAGCAUUUCCAGGAUUCUGGAAGGAGGAGGAAGGCGUUGUGGAAAGCUCGCAGUCUGGAAGACGACCCUCCUUUUCGAAAUAGCAAGACUGUGAUAACAUAUUCUGUGGGGCGGAUGACAGGGGCGCGUCCUUCCCUCCCUCCCCUUGCGAGGGGAGAACGUCUUACCAGAGAUGAUGUUCUUCACUACGGUGUGUCGCUGAAGAAGGACGGCGAGGGGUUGAUGAUGAGCCGGCCCCCACCUCCCUCCCCUUCCCCCUCCCUCCCUGCCUGCCUGCCUGCCUGCCUGCAUCCCCAGUCGUCACUGCUUUCAAGAUCUCAAGCUCAACGAAGCUAAGCGAAACUGCCGGUGCCUCUCGGUGUCUGGUCCUCGCGGCCGCCCGCCACUUCUGCCGAGGAGGGUAGUAGUAGUAAUAGUACAUGAUGAGGAGUAGAGGAAAGUGCAAGUGUUCAGGUAUGGGAGAGAAAGAGAGUGAGUGAGAGAGAGCGAGAGAGAGAGAGAGAGAGAAGGAGUGCGAGUGGCAGGGAAAAAAGGGAAGGGAAGGCCAAUAUGAAAGUGGGGCGUCUGGAAAAGAAGAAAGAAAUUCUCCAAUAGUGCUCACGAUGCUCCUCAUGCCGAACACAGACUCGAAAAACAGACACUAGAGCCCAAAGUGAAGUUGACUUUGUGAAUACGACUUCAGAGUGCCUCGUCUCAAAUGAUCCACCGUUGUUCUUUUUGAUUUUUCAAUUUUUUUUAUUAUAUUUAUUUGACAAUAACCCUCAUAGACCUGGCCCUCCCUGGUACCCUCGCCCUUACCCUCAAGUGGCCGGCCCUUUGGACCUUCGUAACAAACAUUUAUGAUCUCAGCAUAUUUUGAAACAUUGUUUUUUUUUUCUGUAAAUACCAACUGUAUUUAUUAUUUCUUGUGUUAUACAAUUUGGGUGUGCCUGUGUGCCUAAGUCUUGUAGUAACUGUCCGUUUUUGGGUAUGCCUUGGAGCGUGUACUCUGACCCGAAAAAAGGGGGUAUGAAAUUGAAGCCCAUUCCCUCACGAAAGGAGGAAGCGAUCACAAGAGGCGUCUGCUGUGUUUUGACAUUGUUCCCAAAGAAGCUUCCAAGCCCAAGAGCGCGAGAGUCGUCUGCCUUCUUGUGAUUUUGCCUUGUUGUUGUAGUAUUGAACCUCGGAUGCUGUGUGCGUGUGAUUGAGAGAGAGAGAGAGAGAGAGAGAGAGAGAGAGAGAGAGAGAGAGAGAGAGAGAGAGAGAGAUGAGAUAUGCUUCUUUGUGCACAGUGUAUUUAUCUAAUGGUUCGACACGUGUCACUUGUCAUUUUGUUACUCCACCAUAUUCAGAUCUCAUUUCUGAACAUUGGCCUUUUUAUAUAUAUUUCUCAGUAUGUUUAAACAGAGGUAAAUCUGCAAACAUUUAAACAGUACAAAAUUUUUUUUGUGUAGUUAUUUAUAACUAUAUUCUUUUAAUUUAUUUAGAAUCGAGGUGUUUGCAUAUAUGGGUUCUCAUCUCACACGAGGGAAUAAGAAACAGCACACACCCUUCAGUGUAACCUGUUUAUUAUUUUAUGUUAAGCUUCUAAGCUCAAUAUUUGCUGUUGUUUUUAAGCCCUGAUUUCUGUCAAGUUGCUCAUGGCUCAUAGAAGCACACCUUUAAUAAUUGCCCUAAUUUAUGGUAUUCUAAGUACUUCACCUCUGCGUGACAAGUACUACAGCACUUUUUUUAUUUUAUUUUUUUCUCCCUUGCAUUAUUUAUGAAAGGAAUUUGAUCUCGCUGGUGACUUGGUCCAGAACUUAGUAGCUCAAUUUUUGUGAAUUUCCCGGAGAACAAAAAUUUGUGGAUCCUUGUGAAUCUUCUGCAGUUUGAACAAAGCAAGUGGACUUGGACUACUGUCCCUUACACUGUGGUGUUUGUCAUUGACUUCAUAUAUAAUUAACUCAUAGUUUUGCCCAAUCGUUUGAGCAGUAGCCAUUUGGAAAAGAAAUUUCAGUAUACAGUUGUGAUAAGAGGUGGUUUACUUUUAACAUGGCAGCCAUUACAUAUACCUUUAAGUAAUACUAAUCAAUAGUCAUGUAUAAAAACCUAUUAUUGUUUCCCUGCCCCAUCUAAGUAUUUAUUUAAAGUAGUGUUAUUUAUUGCAGUGCUAUUUAUUAGGUGUUAUGAUUAGUCAAGUUAUACAAGGAGAUCACUUUCCGAGCAAAUGGAAGGAGCUUAUAUAAUAUAGUCCAGAUUUUGGAACUCUCGUUUGUUUCUGGUUUGACUGUUACCUGCCACUGAUAUCACGAUACAAAGAUAAAGUUGUCGAACAAUUGAUCUCAUUUAUAAAGCAGCAUGAAAAUAGUUAUUUAAUAAUAAUAAUAAUGUUCUGUUUAAAGAACUGAAUUUGAAACCUUCAACUCACCGAGCUGCGCUACGACAGAUGAUGUCGUCUGUUCAUUGAAGCCAGUUGCUGACCGGUGAGUCAUUGUAGGGUUCAUUCAGUUCCACAAAGCUAUUGACUUUCUCUGUUUGUACUCAUCAUCGCUUUUUCAUCUAUCUAAGAAACAUGAUCACUGACGUGUGUGUGACAUUAUAAUAAUCAUAGUAAGGAGUCCGGAGACCUAUCUUGGAGGAUCUUCAGAACACUUUUACAUGUGACUAGCUGCUAUGUCUACCCAAUAUUUUUAUUUACCUGUUAACUUUUUCUCGUUUUACUCUGAUCGUAAGGCCUGCUGUUGUAGUUCAAUAGGUGGGAGAGCCGGUCACACAUUUACAGUGGGCUCUCCCGUUAUCAUAUAACAUUAAAUUAAGAAACCAACCUAACCCACGCUAUUAGCUAUUGACUGCUGAGAAAUCUCAUUCCUCCUGGGGGGAGGAGGAGGAGGAGGAGGCAGAUUUGAUGAAGCUUUGCAAUGUAAACCUACUUGUGUCAUAAUCCAUGGAGAAAGAGAGCGAAAGAGGAGAGGCGUUGGAGUGAACGCGCAACACUGUUGUUGCCACAACACUUGAGUGUUUUGUGUUUUGUGUGUGUAUUCUGAAAGAAUGUGUACAUGAGUAUGUCAAGUUCUCAGCCCGUGCAUUACUUGUGUGUGCUAAAUGCUGAUUCAAGGGGACAAGUGGAAGUGUUUUAAAAAGAUUCUGUUUUUGGAAAGGAAAGACACCAAGGAUUGCUUGUCCUCAUGAAAAAUGUGAAAUUGUCAUCUUUGCAAAAUGGCAAAAAAGUACCAUGCAUGAGCUGAAGAUUUCCAGUUGUUUAGCCCUUAAUAAUUUUUUUUUUCUGCUGUCUAUACACCGCCUUGCUUCCAUGCCUACAAUAGUUAUAUUCAGGAUUUAUAACCAGUGUGCCCAAACCAGACGUUGGUAGUGCUGUUUCCUUCGGAGAUGGGGUUUGAUUAAGUUCGAAUUUGAUCGAACUCAAGUUCGCCCAUGUGGAAGGCGAAUUCAACGUUGAUAGCAACUUGAAGAUGAGAUCCAUAAUUUGUUGCAAGGAACAGAGGAACACAUCCCGAGGAACAGCACUACUUGCCCUGGAAUAAUAGUUAUUCACGCAGUCUAUAAGCUUCAGUUGUAGUAGUAAUUGAAAAGGUUAUUACAAUCAUGUUCUAUUUAAAAACUAUUGUUUUGAUCAUCAUCACUUCCAUGUAUACCAAACUGUAUAAAUUGGAAUACCGAGAUUGGCAAAAGUUGUGAAAUUUGCAGACCGUAAGAACAUGAUGUAAUAAUUCUUAUCCAAUUUCUUUUAUUAAUUUUCUUUUCAGCUUCUCUUCUGUUAAUAGUUUAUCAGUUAUUAAUUGUUCAAACAGACAAUCAUUGUUUUAUGUUUUGUUGAUUAAGCAAGAAUUACCCUCAGGUUCUAAAGUGAGUCUACAGAAUUUGUUCUCAUUUCGGAUUUGGUGAAUCUGUAUGUAUGUAAAAAUCUAAAAUUAGGUUAUCGUGGAUUUGAAUUUUUUUUUCUUAAUAUCAAAGCUAGAAAAAUUUUAAUUUUACAUAUUGGUUUGAGGUAUUUCCCACAAUAAUGAUGGAAAAGGUCAUUUUAUACCCUAGAAAAUUUUCUGUCAAGCUAUCAGUUGUAAGAGCAACUGGUAUAGUAUAUAUUUUUGUAUGCACAUAGUAUACUGAUGGUAGUUUGAAUUUUCCCAUACAACUUGUGUCACUGUCUGUGUCUAUCUGUCCGUCUGUCUCAGUUGUUCUAGACCUUCAGUACAGCUGUUUGUUUUUGUGUGCCCCGAGUGUCGUCUGAAGGGCAUUUUCACAGAUGUCUUGGAAAUUGUUGUUUGAAGUUAAUUUAAAAAUUUGUUUCAUUUUUCAAAUCUUGACUGAAGAUUUGGGACAUAUCUAUGUUUGUUUUAAAGUUGAAUAUCUUUCGUAUUUAACAAUGUAAAAAAUUUAUUGUCAAGUUUCAGGACCUUUCAGUAUUUACCUAAGUCUUGAUAAAGGACUUGAGUGUUCCAAGGCCCUUUGGAAAAUUGGUUCGAAUAACAUUUGAAUCAUUAUAUAAUUUGAUAAACUCAUCUGUGAAAGUGGCAGUGUGGUUGGUGGAGGUUUGUCAGUGUGUCUCUUUUAUAUAAAUUCCCCCCCCCCCUUGUUUUUCUUUGUUUUUUUUAUUUACCAUUUAGUGCCAAAUGUUAGGUCGUAAAGAGAGACUUUCAGAUUUGGCUUGGUUUUGGUCUAGACCCAAUUUUCGUUUUUCUUGAAGAGUGAAGAAAACGGGCCUCGGGACCGGAUCUUGGAAAUACCAAAAGUGAACUCACUGAUUUUGAAUUGAGUGAAUCAGUUGUAAAAUUUUUAUUUUGUAUAAAAAAUUUUUGUAAAUUGUGUAAAAAAAUUUAGCAGGAGAUUUGUAAAAAAAACUACUUUAUAUUUUAUGUAUCCAUAAUUAGUUUUCCCAAUUUUCUUCUCUUGCUGUUUUUUGAGGCCCGUACUUUUUGUCUUUUAGAAUUUAUUCAAGAAAUAGAGUACCUGUCAAAAAUGUAAUUUUGGUUUCUGUUGUUUUGAAGUAUCCUUUUUUUUUAAAAGAAGUAUUUUGGAGUGUAAGAAAUCAAAUUAUGUCUCUAAUUUUCGUCCCAGUAGUGUUUGUGGUGAUAAGAAGAGGAAGUCAAGUCGGUAGUAAAGUUGACAACCCGUACGAAUCGGCCAAGUUUCUCUGUGGGGGUUUGGGGUUCCACCCCGAACCUCUAUUUUGAUCUCAUAACUGAAAAUUGUAGUAGAAUUCGUAGUAAUUAUUAUAUGUGUGAAUAUUGUAAAUAAGAAGAGUAUUGUCCAAAUUAUGAUGGCAAAAUUAUUGUACAUAUGAAUUAAGUAAAUAAUAAUCAGA